Messenger RNA from Paramecium sonneborni, 329 nucleotides. Lineage: Eukaryota; Ciliophora; Oligohymenophorea; Peniculida; Parameciidae. The record is from the annotation of a GenBank genome assembly.
CUAAAAAUGAAAGUUUGUGUUUUCAUUUUGAUAAUAGGACUAGUUCUGUGUAACUAACUAAAUGGAUAAAACAAUCUUAGAUAAGAUUAUUAGUUUGCUCCUUGGAGUUUAGAUUGUACAAACAGAUGUUAAAGUGCUGGAGGUGUUGUUUGCGGAUAUGAAACCUAAGUUUGUUGCAAAUCAGUAUCAAAAUGAAAGUAUUUUGAUAGGGUAGAUGUUAAAAAGGUUGGAAAUCUGAGUAAUGUGGUAUUUGGGAUAGAAUCCAUGUUCUAAAUUGUGUUCCUGGACCAAGCAGCAAAUGAUAUAUAAAAUAAUUAUAAAUAUGAGCU